Magallana angulata is the source of this 3477-nucleotide messenger RNA. Its product is annotated as protein starmaker-like. The transcript has 8 exons. The coding region runs from base 76 to 3066 and encodes 996 amino acids. Gene Ontology annotation, cellular component: nucleus; mitochondrion. Gene Ontology annotation, biological process: base-excision repair. The record is from RefSeq and is a predicted model, not a curated record. Gene Ontology annotation, molecular function: DNA binding; DNA-(apurinic or apyrimidinic site) endonuclease activity; phosphoric diester hydrolase activity. NCBI's taxonomy places the organism in Eukaryota, Metazoa, Mollusca, Bivalvia, Ostreida, Ostreidae.
AACACUUGCAUUAGUGGCGGGAAAAAAGUCUAAGGGGAGGGCUGUUGAAGGUACAACACACAGACAGAUUGAGUGAUGGAAGACACAUUAAAGCAGAGCAAUAGAAAGGGCUCAAGGGUACAAAAAAACACAACAGCAGCAGAGAAACUUGACCAGGAAAACCAAGCAUCAAAGCCUCAAACUAAAAAAUCAAGUAAGACAGAGAAUAAUGGAGAACAAGAGAAAGGAACUGUAAUAUCCAACAAAAGUGGUGCCAGAAAAACAGCAAAAGUGAAUGGUGUUAGUGAAAGUAAUGAGGCACCUAGAGCAGAGAAUGGCAAGGCAGAAGAAGAAAUGAUCAAAAUCAAGCAAGAGGAAGAUACUGAAAUCAAUGAACAGAGGGGAAAAGAUAGGCAUGUUGACGAAUCUGAAGCUAAGGGAGAAAUAAAUGUAAAGGAGAAAAUUCAACCAGAAACACAAAGAAAAAAUAGCCAUGAGGAUAGCUCAGGCAUUGUCCCUGUUAAGAAAAGAGGAAGACCUAAAAAAGGCAAAGAAAAUCCUGAAGUCAAUGGACAGGGGGACAAAGUAAACACUGCAGGUCUGGAUGGAGUAGAAAACACUGACCCAGGUAGAGGGAUGCACACUGGUCCAGAUAAAGAUGUGAACACUGGUCAGGAUAAUGAUGGAAAUAAUGUUCUGGACCAAGAUGUAAACACUAAUCCUGAUAAAGAUGUAAACACUAAUCCUGAUAAAGAUGUAAACACUAAUCCAGAUAAAGAUAGAGACACUAGUAUGGAUAAAAAUGAACAUGCUCAGUUGGACAAAAAUGUUAAAAAGAAGUCCAGAAAAGGAGAUGGUAAAGUACACAAUAAAUCACAGGAGACAGUAACUGAAGAGACAAGGGUCUCUGAGGAACCAACAAUGGCUGAAGAAGGAGAAAAGACUGAUCACAAACCAGUAGGUGCUGAGGACAAUGAGGGCAAGUCUAAUAAAGCCACGAAGGGGAGAAACGAGCAACCAAAAGCAGUGAUGGCAGAUCAUAGCAAUUUGGACUCUGAAAAUCAGUCCAAUGAAAAUGAUGAUUAUACCUCUCCUGUCAAACGUAAAAGAGGAAAACUAGUUGAAGUUAAAUCUGAGGCUGCAGGAGACAAGGAAAUAAAGGAGAAAAUUCACACAGAAACUCAAAAACAAAGCAACAAGGAGGAUAGCUCUGAAACUGCCCAGGAUAGCUCAGAAACUGCCCAUGCUAAAAAAAGAGGGAGACCCAAAAAAGACCAGAAAAAUUUAGAAAUCAAUACCAGUCUCGAUAAAGAUGUUCACAGUGGUCUAGCUAAAGAUGCAAACACCAAUCUAGAUAAAGAUAUUAACACUGUUCUGGAUAAAAAUGUAAACUCUGUUGGAUCUAAAUCACAGGAGACAGCAACUGCCAACAUUAAAUCAGAGGAAACAGAGACUGCAGAUAUAAACAUCUCUGAAGGCUCAAAAACAGUCCCUACAAGUAAAAGAGGAAGACCUCCAAAAGGCCAGAAAAAUACAGAAGUGAAUGGACACGGGGACAAAAAUAUUAACACUGGUCUGGACAAAGAUGUCCAGAAGAAGCCAACACAGAAAAGUGAAGUCCAGAGUAAAUCACAAGAAAAGGUGUCUGAAGACACUACAGUUUCUGAAGCACAGACAUCAAAGAAUAAGAAAGGAGGAAAGAGGGAUGAUAAAGUGGAUGCUGAGGAUAAUCGGACCAAGUCUGCCAGAGCCACCAAGAGACAAAACGAGCAACCAAAAGCAGUGAUGGCAGAUCAUAGCAAUCUGGACUCUGAAAGUCAUUCUAAUGAAAAUGAUAAUUGUACCUCUCCUGUCAAACGUAAAAGAGGAAAACAAGUUGAAGUUAAAUCUGAGGCUGAGGGAGGCAAGGGAACAAAGAAGAAAAUUCACACAGAAACACAAAAACAGAACAAGGAGGACAGCCCAGAAACUGCCCAUGCUAAGAAAAGAGGGAGACCCAAAAAAGGUGAGGAGAAAACUAAAUCCAGUCCCAAGAAAUUUGAGGAAACUCGGGAUCCUAAGAGCGAUGGGGAAGAAGCCACCAAGAGGAAGAGAGGAAGACAGGAACACACUGUGCCAGGAGAUGAAGAAAAACAAACCGAUAAGAAAGGGAAGGGAAAGCACACAAGUGAUAAAUCACAUGCAACAUCCAAAUGGGAGGAAAAUGCUGCCAAGUUCAAGUGGGCAAAAAGUGCCAAGAAGAAGUUUGUGGGAGGACAUGUGUCCAUUGCAGGUGGACUUUACAAAGCUGUAUUGGAGGCUGAGGAGAUGGGGUCCAGAGCAUUUGGAUUGUUUCUUAGAUCCCAGAGGCAAUGGGCUACUAAACCCCUGGCUGACAAAGAUGCACAGAAGUUUCGUGAUACUUGUGUGGAAUAUGGCUACCAUCCUGACAUGAUACUCCCCCAUGGGUCUUACUUGAUGAACUGUGGCUCUCCGGAAGAGGAGAAUCUCCAGAAGAGUCGGAACCUGCUGGUGGAGGAACUCCAGCGCUGUCAGAAACUGGGACUCACAAGAUUCAACUUCCACCCAGGUUCUACUUGUGGGAAGAUAUCAGUUGAGGAGUGUUUAGACAGAAUAGGAGACAGUAUCAACCAGGCUUUGGUUAAAACAGAAGGGGUGACAGUUGUAAUUGAAAACAUGUGUUGUCAAGGAAACACUGUAGGAGGAAAGUUUGAGGAACUCAGAGAAAUCAUAAACAGAAUUCAGGACAAAACUCGCAUUGGAGUCUGUUUGGAUACAUGCCACAUGUUUGCUGCAGGUUAUGAUAUUUCAACAGAGAAAGGCUUCAGUAGUAUGAUGGAGGAGUUUGAACGUGUUGUUGGAUUUCGGUACUUGAAGGCCAUCCAUCUGAAUGACAGUAAAGGAGAAGUUGGGAACAACUUGGACAGACAUGAGAAUAUUGGUAAAGGUCACAUUGGAACGGAGGGAUUCCGGCGUAUAAUGAACGACUCCAGAUUGAACAACAUUCCCAUGAUUCUAGAGACACCGUGUCCGGAUGAUGACACGUACGAGAAGGAGGUUAAGAUCCUCUACUCCCUCUGCAAGUGAUGGGCGUGGUGUAAUCAUACAGUGUAGGUGUAUUGGAAUGGUACCUACCAUAAAAUGAAGCUUCUUUUGUUAAGAUCCUCUACUCUCUAUGCAAGUGAUAGGGGGGAGUGAACUUUGUUGUCUUACUACAUGUAACCGCUGUCUGACUUACAAUAAAAUAUGGCUUAUACUAAUGUGGUGGGGCUUUGAUAUAAACUUACAUGAAGAAUCUGUAGUACUUUGAACAAAGAAGUAGCUGUAUAUAGUGCUUUGAAUUACCCAACAAUGAAAUUGUAAGCAGUGAAAUGAAAAGGUUAGCAGUGGCAUCAUGUUUCUGCUUAAUAUUAAAUGAUAAUUUUGUUUCCCUCAAGUGACACAUGAUACUUUUUUUUAAUCAAUGUUUGUUUGUGGUUCUGUAAUAAUGUAACAAAU